UGUAGGUUAAUUAAUGAACGACAAAUUUUUAAAAUGUAUUAAAAAAGCAGCACUUAAAUUUUAAUAAGGAUUUAGGACAUACAACUUUGCAUUUGUAUUUCUUAUAUAAUAUGGAAGUAAAUCCAUUGAGUGUGAUUUUAGUGAAAUCCGACAGCAAAGGAGACAGACUUCUGUUUCGGUAUCCCUUCCAGGUUCAAGAAAAUACUGAACCUUCAGGUACUCGUAGAAAAAACCCUUAUACUCUACCAAUUGUCGAAGAUUUGUUGCAAAGCCCUCCGCAACCAUCUUCAAAUAUAAUCAAAGGGAGUUUGACAGGUUUCACUGACGAAGUUCUUUCUUCAUUGUUCGCCGUCAAGAGUGAGUUGUACAACAGAAAAUUUGAACUUAAGGUGAAUGAUGUGAGAUUUGUGAGUCACCCAACUCUCUUGCAAUUGAGAACCAAACAAGAUGCGUCUGGGAUUAUGUUGAUAAAUAUUGUAUUUGCACUUCAGGCGUUAGCUAGUCACUCAGUAGUAAAAUGUUACCAUGAUUUGAGUAAAAGGAUGGGGAUUGUAUUAAAACACGAAGAGAAGAGAUGUGGAUACAUUUCUGAACAAACUCAGCUAAUGACCAGCGUGCAUGAUGAUUUAUAUUCAAAUAAUCCUGGAGCAGCGUUUCAGAUAAUUUUAGAAAAGUGUUCCCUUGCGAAUAAUAUAAAGAAAAUGUAUGAUGAUUUAUGUAGCACAGGAUUGGUAAAUUUGAGAGUGAACAGAUGGAUUCCUUUAAGCUUUUGCCUGCCUCAAAAAGUGCACCAAUGGCAUUUGCGAGGAAAAAUUGUAGAACCAGAGGAUAUAGAUCGGUGUUUAACAGCUUUGCGACCUUAUCACAGUCUGUUACUACUGUAUCCCGUACAACAGAUGAAUGACUUCACAUCCUUAGAUAGCUCUCCAUCAUUAGUCAGGCUUUUAUCGCAAUAUUCCCCUUUGAAAAACUUACAGACCUUAGCCCUUGACGCUGAUCUUACAUUAUCACAUGUUUUCGAACUUACAGCUCACCUAGUGUACUGGGCGAAAGCGACAGUAAUAUUUCCAGUUUGUUCUACAAACAAAUAUGUGAUAGCACCGAAUGCUCCUAUACAUUUAAACUCACCAUUAAUUGAUAAGUUUAACAAGGCAUUUCCAGGAUCUAAUCUUUUAAGGUUAAUAAGUGAAUUCUCCUUGCCUACUUCUCUCGGACAAAAAUGCAACCCUUUGUGUCAUCCGUCGCAGCAGUCCCAGUUAGUUCAGACAAUCAUAUGGAUGCUGCAGCAUCAUUUGUUGCUGCAGUUACACACCUACGUACAGUAUAUGCCAACUGAAAAUGGGUUACAUAGCAAAAUGGAUUUUAAUAAAAAGAACGCAAAAUCUCCGUCUCCGAGAGGUAGCACCGUUUUAUCUAGUUCAUAUCAGCCAAAUGCCGAACACUCUCGGGCAGAAUCGGAAAGUGGAGCCUCUACAAUUUCUGAAACUCCUGAGUUGGUCACUCGUAGCAUAAAUUUGGAAAAUGUAAGUUUUACUUCUACUGAAGAAGAUAAACAGAAUUAUCAAGAGGAGUUGUUACUUGACUUUCCAGAUGAAGAAAGGACCUCAAUAUUUAAGAUUCCAGCUACAAAUACACCUGAAGACUUAAAACUGUUCGCAAAACUAUGCAGGAAGCAAUAUUUUCAAGGCAAUCAUCACAUCGAGGAAAUCAUGUAUCUUGAGAACCUGAGGCGAAGUCAGUUAUUACAAUUACUGGAUAAAUUUCGAGACGUUCUAAUUACGUAUGAAACUGAGGACCCUGCCAUUGCUAUGUUUUCCUGCUCUUCAUAGUAUUUCCGUGGUAACGUUAUAUACAGGGUGUAACACCGCAAGGUGCAAAAAUAUAGGAGCAUUUUCCUCGUUCUAAGAAUAUGCCAAUAAUUUAAUAAAAAAAAUGUUUCAAAUAAUUUUUUUCGCCAAUUCAAUUAUUUUCAGUUUUUAUAUUGUCUGCCAUUGUACAGUAUGUUUUUUGGGCAUUAUCUAACUUUAUCUUUUCAAAAGUAUAUUAUGCGUCUUUCAAAAUCUUGUUGAAUUUAAGGCCUACUUUAAUAAGAACAUAUUCUAUCUAAAACGUACCUUUUUGAUGUUAUUUGAUGUUUUAAAACAAAUAAGAUUAUUAGAAAAAUAUGUUAAAAAGAUCUACAAUCAUAAUUAUUCAAAAUGUUUACAUUUUGAUGAGGACAAAUUCGAUACUUUUUAAAAUCAUUAACACUACGAAGAAUUUUGAGUGUAAUGUCUCUAAAAGUUUUUUCUCGUUUUUGCAUUGUGGAAGCUGAAGCAUAAGUUUUACUAAAAAGUAAAAAUAAAUUUCUAUAAGAGAAAGUUGAAUUUUGUUAAAUCGGGAGAGAUGGAAAAUUAAAGAUUACUAAAAAGUUUAUUUUGCAGAGAUUUAUUCAUGACAAUGUAACAUGUAUUUUACGGUAUAAUGUAAGAAUUUUAUAUUAAAAAAAAUACAGUUUUUUUUUUAAAUUCCCUCACCAUAGAAGGGCUAGUAACCAAAAAGGAUCCCUCCUCACCCCCUCUAUUCGAGUACAGCAUUAAAACUUAAAAAGUCUAAUUAUCCUACCCUAAUAUACAUUGGUAGAAUCGAAAAAAAAUUACAUCUGUUUCUUUCAAAUUUAACAUAUUUCCAAUUAAAAAAAUCAUGUUAUCUAUCAUCCAAAACUAGGAAUUUCUAGCACUCGUAGUAAUAAUUAUUUUUCAGUUUGAAAUGUUUUAAUAAUUUAUGGAAAAAAUAGAUUUUUCCAUACUUGAAUAUAUGACAAAAGACACCUUGUUGCUGUCACAUUUAAUUUUGUAGAUAUCCGAUAUUUGUGAGAAUGCCGCUAAUUCCAUUUUUUUUUCAAAUGUCAAAUCUGACUACAAUAAUUUUAUGUGGAAAAAUUGAUUUGGUUCAACUUUUAUUACUAGAACUAGACUAAUAGAACACCCACCAGCAUACAAAUAUUUGUCGUUGAAGCCUUUUCUUGAGAUACAGGGUGUUGAAAUUUUACUAGCACCCCACUGGAAAAAUAUGUUUUAUUACAUUUUUUUUAGAUUGGAUGAGAAUGAUUCCUUGAUUAUUGAAAAGUAUCGAAGGCCUAGGAUCGCUAUUUUCAACAUUUUUUAAAAAUUAUUUAAAUAAUCCUAAAUGAAGAGGUUCGGUCAAUAGCCACCUUGGUUUACAUACAUUUUUUAUGGUUUUAAUGAAGACUAAUUUUUUUUAUGUUGGAUGUCACUUUAUUUAUGUACUGAUAAAAUUUUAUUUCAAUAUCUUGAUUUGAACAUAACAUAUUUAGUCACCUAACUUUUUUUGAAGAACACCUUUUAGCAAAAACGAGUGCAUCAAAAGCAAAUUUUUGUAUAAGAAAUAUUCUUAAAUUGGAAUGAGGUAAACGCUUCUUUAUUUUAACGUGUGGUGUUAAAAUGUGAUUGUAUUAAAUUAUGAUCAAAGUUAAUAGUUAAAAAAACUACUUUAAUUACUUUAUAAGUUUUCUUGACAUAAUGAGAGUUUGUACUGGUUAUUAAAGUGAAUUGGUUGAGAUUUGUUAAUAACGAAUGUCAAAUUUUAUAAAUUGUUGAUUAUUAUUUAUUAUACUUUUAUACAAGGCGUCCCAAAAGUCACGGUUAAGCCGGCAAGGGGUGAUAGGUCGGAUCAUGGAUAACCAAAAUCAUUAAACGAUUUAAAUAAGAGUUUUUUAAUUUCUGAAUUAUAGGCACCCAAAAUAUUCAGGGAAAAAGGUAUUUUGUGAUUGUUUUUUAAUAAAUAUUGCAGAAGAACAUUACUGUUACAUUUUCCUCACAAAAAAUUAUUUUUCUUGGUUUUAAGGUUUUUAAAAUUAUUGCCUUACUAUGACGGUUAGUUGAAUCAACAAAUUUGUUAACCUGAAAUUAAUCAAAAUAAUACAAAACAUUUUCAUUGAAAUUUAAUAUUUUUGAAACAAAGUCAAAAGGAGCUAUUUGUGUAAAAAAAUAACCACCCAUAUACUUUUUCUUAAGUAACAAAUGGUAACAUUAUGUCACUAAAAUCUACUAAAUGCACAUGUCUCAAGAUAAAAGGCUUGUAUUUGAAUUACCAUGAACUUUAAUCAUACAAUUAACAUUUCCAGAAAGAGUGACCGCAAAAAACCUGUGAUUUUCACCCGUUUUUUCACAAUUCGCAGAGAAUUAAA
Anoplophora glabripennis (Asian longhorned beetle) is the source of this 4189-nucleotide messenger RNA. RefSeq names its product GATOR complex protein NPRL3 (gene Nprl3). The transcript has 8 exons. Gene Ontology annotation, cellular component: GATOR1 complex. The record is from RefSeq and is a predicted model, not a curated record. Lineage: Eukaryota; Metazoa; Arthropoda; Insecta; Coleoptera; Cerambycidae. Bases 111 to 1829 code for a protein of 572 amino acids. Gene Ontology annotation, biological process: positive regulation of autophagy; TORC1 signaling; cellular response to amino acid starvation.